This is a messenger RNA of Aspergillus glaucus CBS 516.65, 1861 nucleotides long. Its product is annotated as DnaJ domain protein. The transcript has 5 exons. Gene Ontology annotation, biological process: protein import into peroxisome matrix. The coding region runs from base 160 to 1587 and encodes 475 amino acids. The record is from RefSeq and is a predicted model, not a curated record. Gene Ontology annotation, cellular component: cytosol. Lineage: Eukaryota; Fungi; Ascomycota; Eurotiomycetes; Eurotiales; Aspergillaceae.
CAGGCAGAGAAGAAAAAAUUAUUAGUUGAUUAUCGUCUUCUCGACAGCCUACAGAAGACUUGUUGAGUAUUGCUUUUAUUGUCGAAUAUCUCAAAUCGGGGUGUGCAGCCCCCCCAUCUACCAUUCUCGUUCUUUCUGUUGGCUUCGUUACUUCCCAAAAUGGUUGCCGAUACCAGCUACUACGAUGCCCUGGGGGUACCGCCCACAGCCACGCAAAUCGAGAUCAAGAAGGCUUAUCGAAAGCUCGCUAUCACGACGCAUCCUGAUAAGAACCCCGGCGAUGAGACCGCACAUGCCCGAUUCCAAGCCAUCGGUGAAGCGUAUCAAGUUCUCAGCGAUGACGACCUGCGAAAGCGAUAUGACAAGUUUGGCAAGGAAGAUGCGGUUCCCGGUGGUGGUUUCGAGGACCCGUCCGAGUUCUUCAGCAUGAUUUUCGGCGGUAGCGCCUUCGUUGACCUGAUCGGAGAGAUCUCCCUCAUGAAGGACCUGACCACCACGAUGGAUAUCACCAUGCAGCAGAUGGAGGAGGACGAACUCGCCGCAUCCGCAGAAGAGAAACUCCAUCUUCACGAAGAAGAAGCGAAGACUGGCGCCGCCCCUACCGAGGGUACCACUGCAGAGGGUGCAACCGCGCCAACCGCGGAGGGAACCACGGCCACGGCCACCGCCGCGGCACCGCAGGAACCGGAGAAGACUCCCCCUCGACGAUACUUGGGUCAGCAGGCGAUCAUGGACAAGUCAGAGGAAGAGGCACGCAUGGAGGCAGCUGGUCUAUCUCCGGAAGAAAAGGAGCUUCGUAAAAAGGAGAAGAAGAAGGGUGGAUUGACCAAGGAACAGCAGGACCGUCUGGCUGCAUACGAACUCGAGCGGAAGAAGGCGCGUGAAGAGCGGGUCAACACUCUGGCAGCGAAGUUGGUAGACAAGAUCAGCGUGUGGACGGAGACCGAUAAGAGCCCGGACGUGACGCAUGCAUUUGAGGAGAAGAUCCGCCUUGAGGUCGAGAACUUGAAGAUGGAGUCGUUCGGUCUCGAGAUUCUGCAUGCUAUCGGUGCGACGUAUGUCCAGAAAUCGACUUCCUUCCUCAAGUCUCAGAAGUUCCUGGGCAUUUCCGGCUUCUUCUCUCGUCUGAAGGACAAGGGAACGUUGGCCAAGGAAACCUGGACCACCAUCUCGACUGCGAUCGAUGCGCAGAUGACCAUGGAAGAGAUGGCCAAGAUGGAAGAGCGCGGUGGCGAGGAAUGGACGGACGAGAAGAAGGCCGAGUAUGAGAAGAAGGUCACCGGUAAGAUCUUGGCCGCUGCAUGGCGCGGAAGCAAGUUCGAGAUCCAGAGCGUGCUGCGCGACGUGUGCGAUCAAGUCCUGAGCGACAAGAGGAUCAAGCUGGAGAAGCGUGUCGAGCGUGCGCAUGCCUUGGUCCUUGCUGGUAACAUCUAUGCGAAGGCCGAACGUGAUCCUGAAGAGGAGGGUGAUUACAUGGCCUUCGAACAGCUCAUGACCGAAGCCAUGCAAAAGAAGGGCAAAGAAGAAAAGAAGAAGAAUAAACACAAGUCGAAGCACGAGGAUGAGGACGAACUCCAUGCUGAAUAGAUGAUACCUUGACGAUUCUUUCCUCCAGCAGCUCUAUCAAUUAUACGAUCACGGUACUUUUGCGGUUCGUUCGUUGUCUGUCUUUUUUGUUAUCAUUUUUGGUUUUUAGUUUAUAUUCCCAACGGUGGACGGCUGGUUUUGAAAUCGGUCCCCUCAUGUCACUUAUAUAAAGUCUAUGGCUGCAUUCCAUCGGUUAUAGAAAAGGUCGAAUUGUAAUCGAUAUAUAUAACUAUAUAUUGUCCGAGACACAAAGACACUACAGCAUUGACCAGUG